Triplophysa rosa is the source of this 2501-nucleotide messenger RNA. RefSeq names its product alpha-1,3-mannosyl-glycoprotein 2-beta-N-acetylglucosaminyltransferase-like. The record is from RefSeq and is a predicted model, not a curated record. Gene Ontology annotation, molecular function: alpha-1,3-mannosylglycoprotein 2-beta-N-acetylglucosaminyltransferase activity. Gene Ontology annotation, cellular component: Golgi apparatus. Lineage: Eukaryota; Metazoa; Chordata; Actinopteri; Cypriniformes; Nemacheilidae. Gene Ontology annotation, biological process: protein N-linked glycosylation. The transcript has 2 exons. Bases 67 to 1632 code for a protein of 521 amino acids.
AUCUUUUCUUUUCCUUUUUUUGUAGCCCUUUCUUCACUCCGGUCCCUCUUGUGGUGUCACUGGGCCAUGGUUCGCAAGAAAGGAUCUCUUAUUUUGUGCGGAGCAUUUUUGUUCGUCGCAUGGAAUGCCUUGCUCCUCCUCUUUUUAUGGGGGAGGUCUCCCAUCGGUCGACUCGGCGAGGGAGGUGGAGCCGAACCGGGAGCUGGAGAGGAGUGGGGAGCCGGAAAAGCAAAAAUGGCCGGAGCCAACGGACUGGCCAUCGAAGUGAUCAGAUUGGCAGAAGAAGUAGAAUCGGAACUGGAGACUCAGAAAAAGCUUCUCAAACAGAUACAGAGUCACAGGGAAUUGUGGGAACAGCAGAAAGAAUUGGGAAAGAGGGAAUCUGAGAACGCUAAAGACGACAAGAACAUCGAGGAGCCUAAAAAAACUCAGCAGUUUCCUGCAGUACCGCUAAAUCGUAAAAUUGUAGAUGAUACGAAAACUGUUAUGAAAAAUGCACUUGUGGUUACACCACCUCAUCCGGACACAGACGAGGAGAAAGCAGACCAAAAACAGGAAAUGUCGGAAAAUAAAGUAGACCUCACUAAACCUAGUCCUCAGAUCAUAAUCCCAAUUCUAGUCAUAGCCUGUGACAGAGUAACAGUGAAGAGGAGUUUGGAUAAAUUGAUACAGUACCGCCCAUCUCCUGAGCUUUUCCCGAUCAUUGUCAGCCAGGACUGUGGCCACGCAGAUACGGCAAGGGUGAUUGGCUCCUAUGGUAGUCAGAUAACCCACAUUAGCCAACCGGAUCUUGCCGACAUUCCAGUACGACCCGAUCACAGGAAGUUCCAGGGAUACUACAAGAUUGCCAGGCACUACCGUUGGGCGUUGAAUCAAGUGUUCAAUGUCUUCGCUUACUCUACUGUCGUCAUUGUGGAGGAUGACCUGGAGGUGGCCCCGGACUUUUUUGAGUAUUUCCAUGCUCUCUACCCUAUUUUGCAUUCCGACCCUACCCUGUGGUGCGUUUCCGCAUGGAAUGAUAACGGCCGGGAGGGGCUGGUGGACCCGGGCAAGGCCGACCUGCUUUACCGGACAGAUUUCUUUCCAGGCCUCGGAUGGAUGCUUUUAAAGGAAGUAUGGGCAGAGUUGGAGCCCAAGUGGCCCAAGGCGUUCUGGGACGACUGGAUGCGCCACCCCGAGCAACGAAAGGAGCGUUCGUGCAUUCGUCCCGAGAUCUCGCGGACUAUAACAUUCGGCCGGAAAGGAGUCAGUUUGGGUCAAUUUUUUGACCAGUAUCUGCGCUACAUAAAACUCAACAUUGAAUUAGUGCCUUUCACUAAACUGGACUUGUCUUAUUUGGUCAGGGAGAGGUAUGAUGAAGACUUUAACAAGGACGUCUACAGCGCCCCCUUGGUGAAGGUUGAGGAACUACAGCAUGGCAGAAGCCUGAAGGGCUCCGGACCGUUUAGAGUUCAGUAUUCCAGCAGAGACAGCUUUAAAGUGCUGGCACGCAAUUUGGGAGCGAUGGACGACUUGAAGUCAGGGGUUCCCCGCACUGGGUACAGGGGCAUAGUCAGUUUCAUCUCCCGCGGCCGAAGAAUUUAUCUGGCACCGCAUGAGGGCUGGACAAAAUAUGACACCAGCUGGAGCUGAGAGGGAUGAGGUUCGGAUAUGGACCACAAAAAAACAGAAAGACAAAACUCACAACUAAUAUUACAAGUACAGGAGGAAACACCCUCUCAAACCAAAGAAAACAGGCAGGGUGUGACAGAUUGUGGAAAGGUUAACAGUAAGAAAUUAGCGUAAACUGCAGGUUUGUUAUGAACACCCAGGCAUGCUGGGAACAGCACAAAAGAGGGCCCAUCAUACUAUAUGUGCGCAGCAAUCCUGCAGCAAGCUGCCCUCGUGGAAAACAUUACGUCGAAACGCCUCCACUGAAUACUAAAAGUCUGAUGUGGGGUAAAAAUGUUACCGUACCACAAUGAAGUGAAGUUUACUGUCCAGGUCACAUUUCACCUUCAAAACAAAUGAAAUGAUUAUACGCAUUUUCUGAGAACCAUUUUACUGUCGUCAUUUUCAUAAAAAAAGCAUUUUGUCCCCCAAGUCUCAUUACCGUAAUGCCGCAAUCUUUAACUUUGGAUUUAUUUUGUAACUCUAAAUGCUCAGUGAUGAUUUAUUACUGAAAUGCAGUUUUUAUUGUUUAAAUAAUUACUGUGUAAUGAUCUUAUUUAAAUCAGCACUACAAGUUCUACUGUAAUGUAUAAUUAUAAUUUAAAUAUCAUUUUUUAUUGCGGUAAUGAGAUUUGGGGAUGUUUAAUUGUAUGCAAAUGAAAAAAUAUGAAUUGUCCUAAAUUGGCUUAAUCUUAUUUAAGCAAAAUAUUAUGGCUCAAUUAUUUCUUUUGAUUUUGGGGGGUAAAAUAUGUGACCCUGGAUCACAAAACCAGUCUUAAGUAGCACGGGAACAUUUUUAGUAAAAGACAAAAAUACAUUGUGUGGGUCAAAAUUAUCGAUUUUUCUUUUAU